Molecule: messenger RNA, 1457 nt
Organism: Cygnus atratus (black swan)
Lineage: Eukaryota; Metazoa; Chordata; Aves; Anseriformes; Anatidae
Gene: NSMCE1
Product: NSE1 homolog, SMC5-SMC6 complex component
Exons: 7
Coding region: 243-938 (231 amino acids)
Biological process (GO): DNA damage tolerance; double-strand break repair via homologous recombination
Cellular component (GO): nucleus; Smc5-Smc6 complex
Molecular function (GO): ubiquitin-protein transferase activity
Source: RefSeq, a predicted model, not a curated record
GUCGCCGCACGUCGCCGCGCGCCUCCGCCCGCCCGCGCACGGCCCGGGGCAGCCGCCGCCGAGCGGGUCGGUGGCAGGCGGCGGCGGCGGUUGCGGAGCCGUCGGGCGGCCGUUGGGGAGUCCAGAGCCGCCCCCGGGGGUGACGCGGGGGACCCGAGUCCCGGCUCGGAGCAGCGUGCCGCGGGCUGGCCGGUUAUUUGCUCUUCGGGAUUGGAGCAUACGAAGUCUGGUGGAAAGCUGCUAUGGCAGCUCAGAUGUCUGAUGCUCAUCGACGGUUCUUGCAGGUCCUGAUGUCACACGGGAUAAUGGAAGGAUCAGAGGCUAGGAAGUUACACAGGCGCUGCUGUGAAAUCCAUAAAGUCUACUAUGCACAUGAUAAACUGGAUGAUUUCAUCACUACUAUUAAUAUCCAGCUACAGCCUUUGUUUAUGCAGAUCCGGAAAGGAAUGUCUGAAGGUGAUGGGAGAGCCCAUUAUGCCUUAGUGAAUCUGGCAGAAACUGAAAUUACUAAAAUGGCAUCUGACUAUGCAGAAAAUGAAUUAGAAUUGUUUAGAAAAACUAUGGACCUAAUCAUUUUAUCAGAAAAUGGCUUUGCCUGUUCUACAGAUAUUUUAAACUUAGCUGACCAACUUAAGACAAAGAAAAUGAAGAAGAAGGAAGCAGAACAAGUGCUGAAAAUUUUUGUGGAGGAUAAUUGGCUCUCUGAGAGAAAUGGGGAAUAUACUCUGCAUACUCGCUGCAUAAUGGAGAUGGAACAGUACAUUCUCAGCACCUACCAAGAUACAGCAAGAAAGUGUAACAUCUGUCAUAGCCUUGCCAUCCAGUAUAAACUUGGAGGAUGGGAACUCACCCAAACAAGAACAUUAUCGUGCUGUCUUACUUGCCAAAGCCAGCAGGCUAGAGAUGAACCCUUAUCCUUAAACAGGCAUAACAGAUAAGUGCUAGCUGUCUCAUCUUUGGACCUUACAAAUGGUAAUCUUCCGUAUGACAACCAUUCAUCUUUGGUUUGGGGAUUUUGGCUCAGAGUGAAUAUGUAUUUAUAUACAGCACUACUAAAGGACUACGUGUUGAUACAUGGCAAGUUUCCAGUUCAGUCUUGCAUGAGAAGUUACAGCAUGAAGUCCUAUUCCAAAACUACCAAAUUCUCUUGCUCCUUGCCACUGAAUCUUCUCAUCUUCCAGCUAACGUGCUUCCAUAAUAUUACUUUUUCCAUCCUAAUUGCUCUCCUUUAUUGCAGCUUGUUGUUGGGCUUUCAAGCUAAGUUAUAUCCAUACAGGAAAAUAGCAUUUCUUAGUUACCAGGAGAAAAACUCUUAUCCUUUACCAGCCUUGAUUUCCAAGUGUCUUCUAACUGUAAUACUUGAACCAUUCUCAGAAAUAAAGCAUUGCCUAUCUGUAUUGUGACAGCUUUAUGUUGAACUGAAGGACAGAUUAGGAAGGUUUUCUAGUAACACUUCU